Messenger RNA from Epinephelus lanceolatus (giant grouper), 1395 nucleotides. It is a transcript of the gene emc4, whose product is annotated as ER membrane protein complex subunit 4. The record is from RefSeq and is a predicted model, not a curated record. Lineage: Eukaryota; Metazoa; Chordata; Actinopteri; Perciformes; Serranidae.
GUCAUCGCUGCGUGCUCCGGAACCAGCGAGCCCCACUCGACAAGACGAGGGGUCAAUUUGUUCCUUAGCAGAGCAAGCGAUAUUAUUGCUCAUUUUAUCGCAAAAUAACCACAAAUAAAGCAGACAGCAGUGGUUUGGAUGUGUCUAUAAGGUGCUUUCUGUCUCUGAGGUCCAGCAGUGCAGCCAGUUGCCAUGGCGUCUCCAGGGGGACAAGGAGGAGGAGCUCUGUCAACGAGAGGAGGCAGCGGUGCCAGGAGGAUGAAGUGGGCUCUGGAGCUGAGCUUGGGCAACACCAGGCAUCAAGCUCAAGAAACCCGGUGCUGGCAGAGAGAACUCUCCAGGAGUCGCAGUGAUCGUCAGGGUGGUCAGGGGGACGUCGUCUACCCCAUCGGCUACUCUGAGAAACCCGUCCCCGACACCAGCAUCCAGGAGACGGACAAGAACCUGGUGGAGAAGCGUUGUUGGGACGUGGCUCUCGGGCCCCUGAAACAGAUCCCCAUGAACCUGUUCAUCAUGUACAUGUCAGGCAACACCAUCUCCAUCUUCCCCAUCAUGAUGGUCUGCAUGAUGGCCUGGAGGCCCAUACAGGCGCUCAUGUCCAUGUCUGCCACCUUCAAACUGUUGGAGAGCUCCAGCCAGCAGUGGCUCCAGGGCCUCGUCUACCUGGUGGGUAACCUCCUGGGCUCAGCGUUGGCCAUCUACAAGUGUCAGUCGAUGGGACUGCUCCCGACACACUCGUCCGAUUGGCUGGCUUUCAUAGAACCACCUCAGAGGAUGGAGAUCAUGGGUGGAGGGAUGGUGUUGUGAAGAUGACGGAGCACGCACAUUGAAUAGAUUCAGAUAUUUACAGAGGUUAUAUACUGUACAGUCUCCUUCUGCUCAGAUUCACAACAGGUUACAACACGUUUGUUAAUAAAUCAGCGGCAGGAUGUGCGGCACAGCUUUCUGCCACACACACACUCUGUUUUCCUUUAUUUAACAGAGACGUUUAAUUUCCCAUCCUGCUGCCUUGCUUCAUGGUUUCAACCUCUGUUGUUCAUUUGUCUUUUAAUAAAGGUUUAAAUGCCAGCAGAUCAUCACACUGAACUACUGUAUUUUUAUUUCUAGGUAAAACAACAAUAAGAGGUUAUUAGAAUACAGAAUUAACAUCAUUAAAACAUUUCUUUAUCAAAGUAAAACUCUGUAAAACAUUUUGUCAGGAAUGAAGUCUUAGUAGGUUUUAUUGCAGAAGGUUUUUUUAAUCCAUUUUUUUUUUUUGUCUCUCAGUUUGUAGUUACAUGAUUUCAGCAUGCCAACCAACAACAUUUACUAACCUGCUUAAUUUAUGAGUCUCUUUAAGUUAUACUGAUUUGCUAAAUGAAAAUGUUCUAUAAAAUAAAUCCGAAAUAAAAUGCU